Cutaneotrichosporon oleaginosum is the source of this 519-nucleotide messenger RNA. RefSeq lists its product as uncharacterized. The record is from RefSeq and is a predicted model, not a curated record. Lineage: Eukaryota; Fungi; Basidiomycota; Tremellomycetes; Trichosporonales; Trichosporonaceae. Gene Ontology annotation, molecular function: hydrolase activity.
AUGCCCGACUUCCUGCACGGCUCGUACGCGACCGCCGACAUGUUCUCGGGCACCCCCGAGGGCGACGAGAAGAAGAACAAGUACUUCUCGGGCUUCCCUGCCAUCCCCCACACCCAGUCUGAGCAGAUCGGUGCUGCCCUCGCCGAGAUCAAGGCCAAGUACCCCCACGUCGGCACCGUCGGCUACUGCUGGGGCUGGAAGGCGACGACCACGGCCAAGGACGUGAACGACUUCACCGCGAUUGCGACUUGUCACCCCUCCUUCAUCGACGUCGAGGACGCCGAGAAGGUCAACGUGCCCGUCUGCCUCCUCCCCUCCAAGGACGAGGACAAGAAGACGGUCAACGAGGUGUACGAGCGGCUCGAGAAGAAGAACCCCGGCCAGAACACGCUCAAGUGGUACGACAACGACGUGCACGGCUGGGCGGCUGCCCGCGGCGACCUCUCGGGCAACGAGCACACCAAGGCGUACCAGGAGGCGUACGCCGACCUCCUUACCUUCUUCAAGGCCAAGCUCUAA